AUGGUGGUUAGCAAGAUGAACAAAGAUGCGCAGAUAACAGUGGUGAUUAACCCAGAGUUGAUAGAAACUGCAGAAAGAGAACACCUCAAGGAGUUGCUGAGAGCUAAAUUAAUUGAAUGUGGCUGAAAAGAUCAAUUGAAGGCACACUGUAGAGGACUAGAACACGUUAAGGUUGAUGACUUGGUGGCUGAAAUCACUCCAAAAGGCAGAGCCCUGGUACCUGACAGUGUGAAGAAGGAGCUCCUACAAAGAACAUUCCUUGCUCAGCAUGCCAGCCUUUAAGAUUGAAUUAGAUUGUGUUGUUCUGUGGUUUUACUUCUAAAAGUAAAACUUGCCAUAAAUUA
Molecule: messenger RNA, 344 nt
Organism: Lepus europaeus (European hare)
Lineage: Eukaryota; Metazoa; Chordata; Mammalia; Lagomorpha; Leporidae
Product: transcription and mRNA export factor ENY2-like
Biological process (GO): positive regulation of DNA-templated transcription; regulation of transcription by RNA polymerase II; poly(A)+ mRNA export from nucleus
Cellular component (GO): DUBm complex; nuclear pore; SAGA complex
Molecular function (GO): chromatin binding; transcription coactivator activity
Source: RefSeq, a predicted model, not a curated record